AUGGCUGAGAGAAGGCUUCUUGAAAAUUUCCUGAGCUGCCAUGUGUGUUCAGAGACUUUCAGAGAUCCUGUGUCUCUGAGCUGCAGCCACAGCUUCUGUUCAAGCUGCCUGCAACAAUUCUGGGAGCAAGCUAAAAGCAAAAACUGUCCCAUUUGUAAAAGAAAAUCAUCAAAGGAUUGUCCACUUGUGAACUUUACACUAAAAAACCUUGCUGAUUCAUUUGCUGGCACGCAAAAAGAUGGAUUAUCUGAGACAGCAACAGGAGAAAAGAAAUUAAUGGCAGUGUGCAGUAAACACGAUGAAGAACCUAAACUGUUCUGUGUGGACGAGCAGAGAGCUGUGUGUCCUGUGUGUGAGUUUUCUCUCCACCAGAGUCACAAAGUGGUUCCUGUAGAAGAAGCAAUCAGUGACCUGAAGGAGCAGCUGAAAUCUGACUUAAAGUCUCUGCAGGACAAGAGGAACAAAUACAAACAAGUGGAGGAAACAUACAAUGAGGUGAUUCAACACAUGAAGAAGCAGCUGUUGUCCACAGAGAGGCAGAUCAGAGCAGAGUUCAACAAGCUCCAGCAGUUCCUGAAAGAGGAAGAGGAGUCCAGACUGGCAGCUCUGAGGGAGGAAGAGGAGCAGAAGGGGAGGACUAUCAGCAGAGAGAUGAAGAUGAUUGAGGAGCAGAUCUCCUCUCUGUCAGACAGCAUCUCUGCUGUUGAAGAAGAGCUGCAGAAACACAGCGUGCCAUUCCUCAGCAGUUAUAAAGACACUCAGAGCAGAGCCAGAGCCCAGAGCUCAGUGUCAGAUCCACAGCUGGUCUCAGGAGCACUGAUAGAUGUGGCCAAACACCUGGGCAACCUGUCCUUCAGAGUGUGGGAGAAGAUGAAGGAGAAGGUCCACUUCAGUCCUGUCAUUCUGGACCCAAACACUGCAAGUCGCUGUCUAUAUCUGUCUGAUGAUCUGACCAGUGUGAGACAUGGAGGACAGACAUGGCAGCAGCUUCCAGACAAUCCAGAGAGAAAUAAUUAUAGUGCUAGCGUUUUUGGCUCUGUAGGUUUCAGUUCAGGGAAACACAGCUGGGGCAUGGAGGUCGGAGACCAUCCUGACUGGCUUGUGGGUUUAGCUAAAGAGUCAGUUGAGAGGAAAGGAGAGCGAUUUGCUUCAGGAGACUAUGGAAUCUGGUGUUUAACCCAUCGCAGAGGAUCAUACGGCAAUGGUCUUAGUCAGAAUGUGACAGUGAAGAAGAGUCUCCAGAGGAUCAGAGUCCAGCUGGACUAUGACAGGGGGGAGGUGUCCUUCUAUGACCCUGAAGACAUGACUCCCAUCUACACUCACAGAGACAAUUUCACUGAGAAACUCUUCCCAUAUUUCAGUGUUGGAAAGGCAGGAGACGCCAAAACCUGUGAUAUCAAAAUCUGUCAGACUGAGAUUUUUUUUGUAAAGUGAUUCUUUUUUAACAGUCUGUGUGGUCAUUUUUCUUGAAGGUUUUUCCUAAACUGGAAGAUGAGAUUUUCAGUCCAAAAACAGUGAGCACAAUUGGCCCUAGGGGAAAUUUCUUAUUUAUAUCAUGUAAAGUACAAUAUAUUGCCAAAAGUAUAAACUUGCUUGUCUUCAAACAUAUAUGAACUUGAGCUACUCUGGAGAUCACACGAAGUUACGCGCAAGAAAUCUCCUUUCUUAAUUUGUUUUCCCCACUUAUAGCUUCAACUGCUUAAUGUUAUCAUGUUUAUCAACAUCUUGUUUUCCGUCAACUGUAGCAUAUGUGUCAGGGUCAGGGGUCUUACACCCAGAGUUUUGAGAUUUCUUA
This is a messenger RNA of Pundamilia nyererei, 1795 nucleotides long. RefSeq names its product tripartite motif-containing protein 35-like. Gene Ontology annotation, molecular function: zinc ion binding; protein binding. Bases 1 to 1434 code for a protein of 477 amino acids. Lineage: Eukaryota; Metazoa; Chordata; Actinopteri; Cichliformes; Cichlidae. The record is from RefSeq and is a predicted model, not a curated record. The transcript has a single exon.